CGCUAGGUGACCCCGCCUCUUCCUUUCGGCGUGUGCGUGAAGUAGGAAGGCUCGUGCGGAGGAGUAAAGCAUGGAGGGGACGAGGGAGGGCGCGCUCCCGUUGCCUCCUGUGGCGAUGGGAACUCGGGCUGCCAGCGAAGGUGGGGACGGCGAGGGCUUCGCUAGCGUCCGCAAGCGGAAGAGACGAACAGGCGAGCGACGGGAGGGUCCCAUGGAGACUGGUGAGGGGCCUUUGCCCAGGAAGCGGCCUGAUUUUCCACCUCUUCGCGGGGAAGCUCUCGGGGGUGGAAAAGAUAUGAGGAAAAUUCCUGUACCGGCAAACAGAUACACACCUUUGAAAGAGAACUGGAUGAAAAUUUUUACGCCUAUUGUAGAACACUUGCAGCUUCAAAUUAGGUUUAAUUUAAAAACAAGAAAUGUAGAGAUAAAGACUUGUAAAGAAACGAAAGACAUAACUGCUUUGACAAAAGCAGCUGAUUUUGUGAAAGCUUUUAUACUUGGAUUUCAAGUUGAGGAUGCACUUGCUCUCGUCAGAUUAGAUGACCUUUUUCUGGAAUCCUUUGAAGUAACAGAUGUCAAGCCAUUAAAAGGAGACCAUCUUUCUAGAGCAAUAGGAAGAAUUGCUGGGAAAGGUGGAAAAACAAAAUUCACUAUUGAAAAUGUAACAAGAACACGAGUAGUUCUUGCAGACUCGAAAGUACAUAUUUUGGGGUCUUUCCAGAAUAUUAAAAUGGCACGAACAGCAAUUUGCAACCUCAUUUUAGGAAGUCCUCCAUCAAAGGUUUAUGGCAAUAUUAGAGCAGUGGCCAGUAGAGCAGCAGAAAGGUUUUAAGAUCAACAAUUAUGACUUGAAGCUAUAAGGUUAUUCCACACAAUGCCUUGUAUACAGAAGCAGCGACUCCUGGUAGUUCUCCAUUCCCAUGUGAUCGGUGCAGGAAAGAGAUGCUGUAGCUGAGUGUUCUCAGCCAGACAUACUGUCUGAUCUUUGAUGAUACUCAAAUGAACUUAUGUACAUAAUAAAGAUGGCAAUCAGAA
Rhineura floridana is the source of this 1035-nucleotide messenger RNA. It is a transcript of the gene PNO1, whose product is annotated as partner of NOB1 homolog. The record is from RefSeq and is a predicted model, not a curated record. NCBI's taxonomy places the organism in Eukaryota, Metazoa, Chordata, Lepidosauria, Squamata, Rhineuridae. The coding region runs from base 71 to 832 and encodes 253 amino acids. The transcript is spliced from 7 exons. Gene Ontology annotation, cellular component: nucleolus. Gene Ontology annotation, molecular function: RNA binding.